AGUCGCUAACACCGUCUCGCGACAGGUGCCCGCCAGGCCCGGCCCGGCCUGCCGUUGAUACCCGCGCCCCGCGCGACCUCGCGAUCCGUGUGUGUCUGUGUGUGCGUGUGCGUGUGCGUCGCCGGUCCCCAGGACCGGCUGGCACCUCGCCACGGGUCAGUGCUGCUCGUACCCGGACGGCCUCCCCGGCCGGCCGGUGGACCCCGAGCAUGGCGGAGGCGACUGGCGGCACCGGGAGCUGGCCUACGGCGUCACCCUCCCGCCCGACGAGAAGCACCCCGUCAAGAAGAAGCACUCGCUCCUCAGGCGGCGCCACAAGAACAAGGCGCGGCGGCCGUGCCGCCCGGUCAGCGCCGCCCUGGCGCUCGCCUUGGUGACGUGCGAGCAGCCCGACGACGUCACGAGCCAGCCCGGCGCGCCCGCGGUCCACGGUGGCACGUCAGCCCCGCAGGUGGACGCGGCCCGGCCCUGCGCCCCCCGCCCCGACGCUCCGCAGCCCCAGCCCGACGGGCGUCCGGUUGAUGCACCCCUCACUGCUCACGCCUUCCAGGCGAACAACGCCCCCCUCAGCAAUGGGCAUCGGAUCGAUACACGCCCGGAUGUCGUCCCGCAGGCCGACGCCCUCGAGGGAGGCGUGGACCAGAUCGACGCACCCUUUGCUCACGCCCGCGAGGCAGAUUACGACGCCCUCCAUCAGAUUGGCGCCCAGCAGGUGGAGCUCGUCGCCCCAACCAACGAGUGCCAGAUUGAUGCACCUCUUACUGAAGCUCCCGAGGCGAACGUCCACCCGACCGACCGUACCGACACGCCCUCACCCCCAGCUGACGUGCACCACCGUGAUGACGCCUACAAGGCGAACGUCGUUUUAACUGACGUGCAUCAAAGUGAUGCACCCCUUGAUGACGCCCACAAGGUGGGCGCCGAUCUAACUGAUGUUCACCAGAGUGACCCACUCCGUGAUGACGCCCCCCAGGCGGAUGUCGUUCUAACUGACGCGCACCAGAGUGAUGCACCCCUUAAUGUUGCACUACAGGGGGACGUCGUUCUUGCUGACGUGCUCCAGAGUGAUGCACCUCUUGAUGACGCCCUACAGGGGGACGUCGUUCUAACUGACGUGCAUGCACCUCUGACCAAAGUUCCCCAGGCCGACGGGGCCCCGCCCCCAGCCGACGCGCUCCACAUGGAUACACCCAACGAUGUCGCCCCCGAGGCCCGCAUCCUUCCCAACGGCGUGCACCCACAAGACCCCCCUCCGGAACCUCCGCCCGCCGACGAGCGCGUGCGCCGGGCUCCAGCCGCCCCCCAACUCCAGCAGGCCGCCACCCAGGUUGGCGAGCUCGUCGCCCCCCGGGGACCCUGGGCCGAGGACGCGCCGCGCCCGAAUGCCAGCCUUAUCGAGGGUCCCGAUAACAACACGAAGCCGCACGGUGGCGCAGGGAUUGGUGCGGCGGGCCUGAAGGCGGGCCCUGCGGGCGCGGACGUGGGCCCCGGGGGCGCCGUCACCACAGCUGACGCUGACGGCGGGCGGGAGUCGGCGAGCGCGCGGCGAGCAGCUGCUGGGUCGCCCGCCGUGCACACAGCUGUCAGUGUUCUAGAAGAACGGCGCGCGAGCUCGGCCGCGGACGACCUCGAGGAGCACCACGACGACGUCGAGUCGCGGGUCGCGGGAGCAGACACAACCGGAGGCCCCGGGGUGACAGUGAUGGCCGACAAACCAGAUCCGGGGGAGCAGCUGGACCCGCUGGGGGGCGACGCACCCGCGUCCGCGCCGGCGACGUCGGGUCGAGGCCGUCCAGAUGGUGGGGAAGUGUCGGGGGACGGGCUGGAGAACUCCGAGGGCGUCGAAGUGAUCACCGAAGUGGAGCCCAGGGGGAAGCCCCGGCGAACAGACGGCAGCGGGGAGUGUGUCGACGUGGCCAUCGACGACUUGAUCGACGAGGAAUACGUCGUCAUCAAAAUCACUUCGGGUCCUGGGCCGGGCUCAAAUGCCCAGCAGCAGCACUGGCUGCCGCCGGGCUACCACCAGGGGCCGCCCCAGCACUACAGCCCAGUGACGCCUCCGCUCCAGCCCGGAGUGCCCACUGGAGUGCCCGGGGUGCUGAGCCACGGACCACCGCCCAACCAAUCAGGCUUGGGCUUCCAUAAGGACGAGAGAACUCAACGUCAGCACAUCAGACUUAAACGCAAGUUGGAACAAAAGCAGACAAUGAAGGGAGACUCUAUGACUCAGCCUGGUUUAGGUGGGAGCACAGCCCAUGGCACACCUCCAGCCUCCCCAAGGAAAGAUCUUGCCAAUGGUCUCCGCACAAGGGUGAUCACUGGCAAAGAACGUGGAAUGAGCAGUGUUGGAACCUCAGAAGAUGGUGAAGAAAGCUCAAGCCUUCAAGAUGAAGAAGAUGAUGUGGAACUAAUCACUGAAAUGUUGUCUUCCGUCCAACCACCACAGGUAGCGGAAUUGGACUCAACUAGUGCUUUGCUUCACUGGUCAUCUCCAGAAGGGUUAAUGGAGUUGGGAAGUGAUGAGAUUCUUGAAACAGACCUAAGAUAUGAAGUUCUACUUAGUGAUAAAGGAAAGGAGGGUCGUUAUAAAUCCAUCUACAAUGGUCUCUCCCAUUCCUGCAGAAUCCAAGACCUGCAGCCUGGAAAAGAAUACUCUGUAUGUCUCCUCGUUCAUUUGGAUGAACUGAGAGGGCAGGCAUCAGAGCCCACAACAUUCACCACUCCAGCGUGUCGCCCUGAAGCACCCCAGCCACCUCGAUUAAUUCAAAAGAACCGUUUUGGACUGCAGCUACGCUGGCAAGCUGCUGUGGAUAAUGGCGCUCAUAUCCAACAAUACAUCUUGGAAUGUGAUAAUGGUACAGGUGUAUUUAGUGAAGCUUUCCGUACUAGAGCAAAGCAACAUAAUUUAUCAAGACUUCAGCCUGGCACAGCGUACAGGUUCAGACUGGCUGCUGUUAAUGAAUGUGGAAGAAGUAAUUACUCUGAGAUAGUCACAUACGUGACAGCAGGGAAUGUCCCUUCUCCCCCGAAUCCACCAAUAUUGAGGUCUGCUGCAGUAACCGGUUUGCACUUGGCGUGGACGCGCCGGCAGGGUGAUGAAGAGUUUGUCCUUCAGAUGGAUGACCGUUACUCUAACUACGGCUACAUGCCUGUUUACACUGGGCGAGAUACCCAUCAUCUAUGUGAUGGACUUCGUAGGCACUCUGAAUACAGAUUUAGGUUGAAGGCAAAUAAUGAAGACGGUUCUUCUCGUUGGUCAGAAGAAGUCUGCUACCGAACUCUUCCUGAUCGCCCAUGUCCACCCUCCAGACCUAUUGUAAAAGGAAAAAUUCAUGCUCAUUCCUUCAAGGUCAAAUGGGAUGCACCCCACGAAAAAGGUGGAGCUGAUAUCUCCAGUUAUACACUAGAACUUGGUACUGACAAAGGAAAUUUCCAUCAAGUCUACCAAGGGAUUCACUCAGAGCAUAUGUGUGAACGGCUUACACCUGGAACACAGUACAUCCUUCGUGUGUGCUGUGUUACUGCUGGAGGAAGAAGUGACUUUUCUGAUGUGACCACUGUUACAACAGAUGCAGUUUGUCCUGGUCAAUGCCAAUCUUUCCGCCUGCAUGGGAAACCACGAGCUACUUCCUUAUCAUUGAAAUGGAGUUAUCCAAAUACUGAUGGUGGUGCUCCCUUAAGCCAGUUUGAAAUUGAAGUUGCUAAUGCUGAGAAGGAAAAAGAAAGACGUCAGGCUUAUGUUGGCCGUGAAACAGAGUGUACUGUUCAAGAUUUACAGCCUGGGAAAUGUUAUGUCUUCCAUCUGCGUGCCUGUAAUAGAGUUGGGCCUGGCCCCUGGUCAGAGCCACUGAAAGUCCAGAGUGGAUCUGCACCUCCUGAAAUUCCCUUGCCACCUCAAGUUAAUGUUUCUCCCCGUUCCCCACCAUCUAAUGCUGGAUCAAACAUAUCUGUGUUGGUGGCAUGGACAGAAUCUGCUAGUAAUGGCUCUCCAAUCACCGAGUAUCAGUUGCAAGUUGGAAACCUUCGCCCUACCAGUCCAAGCCCAGCUCGCUCUACAAGUCCUUCUACUCGACCUGUUAGCCCUGCUAGUUCUGUGAGUUCCAAUAGCACCACUACCCCUAAUAUUCCUGCAAGCCCUGUGCGACCACCUCGACCUGCUGUGCCAGCACCCCUUGAUGCUGUAGAAAUUUUGGACUCUGUUUCUCCCAUUGAGCGAAGGAACGCUUAUGUUGGCUCAUCUACUAGCACAGAAGUAAAGAACCUUCUUCCAGCAACAACAUACCACUUCAGAGUUCAGGCUGGAAAUAGUGCUGGCUGGAGUGGCUGGUCAGCAGACUCUGUCCUGACAACACCACCUGGUCCGCCUGCUGCACCCACAUCUGUACGUGGUGCCUCAACUCCCUAUUCAGUUACUCUCACCUGGUCUGCCCCCAUCUGCAAUGGCUCGCCAAUUCUGAGUUAUCAGAUUGAUCUUCCUGAUAGAAUUAUCUCCACUGAUGGACCUGAUACUCAAAUAGUAAUUGAUCAACUUAAGCCGCAAUCACAAUAUAGGAUACGUGUGAGAGCUGUGAAUGCAGUAGGAACAGGUCCUUAUUCACAGUCAUAUAAAUGCACAACCAAACCUCUUCCACCAUCUCCUCCAAAUGUAGAGUGUGUCACAGUUGGUCAUAAUCAUUUGAAACUGAAAUGGGGUGAUGGUCGUAAUCCAGACUUCACUCAAUACAUUUUGGAAAUGGAAAAUCCUCGUAGUAAUGUGGAUCAAUUCCAAACAGUUUAUCAAGGUACAAACCACACCUAUAAGGUCAAUCGCCUUCAAGAAUUGACUGUUUAUAGAUUCCGAAUUGCUGCCUCUAGUGAUGCUGGUCAAGGAGAUUUCUCUGAAAUAUAUGAGUUUUCUACCUGUAUAGCACCUCCAUCUUCAGUCAAAGCACCGAAAGCUAUUGAAAUCCAGCAGAGAAGCUGUGUGGUUGAAUGGCUUCCGUGUAGACCCCUCCCCAAUGAUCCUGUUGUGUAUCAAUUACAACUCAGUCGUUUACGAGACCAAGACUACAAAGUGGUGUAUAGAGGAUCUGAUACCAAAACAACAUUGGAAGACUUGGAACCUGGUGCCGAGUAUGAUAUACGAGUAACGCCUAUUAGAUGCACAUCAAAUGGAGAUCUUUGUGGUGCCUCAUCACCUGCAUCAUCAUUUUCAUUACCAGCUGUAGAUUUGCCAGAACCUGUUGUCCGUGCUGUUCCUCAACAGGCUAUGCAGCCUACCCCAAUGACAGACAAGCAAAAGGCAGCAAUAAUCCUCAGUAUGUUUGGAGUCUUUGCUGUGGUCCUUGCUGUGAUUUUACAUAGUGUCCUUGGCUGACUAUCCUGGUUAUAAUGUCUUGGCCAACAGUCAGCAACAGAUGGCCAGUUCAUCCCUCUGCCUUUCCACUCUUUGUUUUACUUGUCGUUCAUUUUUCCAUGUACCGUCCUACCUCUUCCAUUUCUGAUUGUUCCAAUCUUCCAGUUAGUCUUUAUAUUAUUCAACCGCUACUAUUAUUUAAUAUUUAAGACAUUUUUAUUUUACUUGGAGGAGGUCUUUGGUUUAAACAGAGUCGUGGAGCAUUUCUUUUUUGAGUAAGGUAUAUGGUGCAGAUGAGUGUAGCUGUUCAAACAGUUGAAAAGACUGAAAUGCCCUGAGAGCCUGUGCCUGUGCCGCUCUCUUUCUCUCUCUUUUUCUCUCUCUUUCUUUUGCAUGAGCUCGUUUUGAUCUCUGCAAAGCCACCCCCUCUUUCUCCACUAUAUCUUACCUCUGUUUUACAAAUUAAUUAUAAGUGAUAAAGUGUAUUUGACUUUUACGAAACAGUUCACUAUAUGUGUUUAUUUUUUAUUAUUGUUUUUAAAUGUGUGCUGGAACUGAUUUCCACCACUAUACUUUUGGUAUGAGAAUGCAUGAUAGUUUUGACCAGUAGUAGCAAAGGAUUAUGUGAAGUGUUCGAAGCCAAUAGGCUGUCAAUUAAACUCUUAUUGUCUCUUUUAUAUUCUAAAAUUUGCCUAUUAUUCAAUUCAAAAGUAUAUUCUUCCCGAAUUCUUCUAGCUAUCGUGACAUUUGAUAUUAUUACUCUUGUCUCUCAAUUAUGAUGCUAUACAAAUUGUUAACAUAGAUUUGCCAAGUAUUUCAACUUUCUGCUGAUUUAUGGGUUUACUUUUAAGUAUUACCAUUUCAUCGGUUUAAAUUGUGUCAAUGAACUAGAUCUAUGUACACUGAAUAUCAGUUCUGAAUUCCAUGAGUUUGAUGUAUUAUCAUGAUGAGGUAUGGUUUCUGCGUGGAAGGAAAUGUUUGUUUUAGCUCAUUCAGCUGAUCAGAGUUUGGUGGUUUAUAAGCUGCUUUUUAUUGUUGUUAUGUGUUGAUCAAUUAUCUUGAGAUUAAUUUGCAUGCCCCUUUUGGCAAUUUUAAGAAUGCAUUUUUUUAGUGCAUUUCCAUGAAUGGUUAUGGUACUUUGAUUCAUUCCAUGGACUUCUAUGUAAUGCACAAGGACAUUGAUGAAUUUAGCUGGUCUUCCACAGUUACCUUUUUCCAAUCUUGUCGUUAAUUUUAGCUUUUCUUUGUUUGCUUUUAUUGCAUUAUUUUGUUCACUGUCCUUCAGUUUUGUGUUAUGCACCUAUAGCCUUGUGCUUGCAGAAUGUUCUGGCUCCCCUUUUAAGCGUGCAUUGUUUUGAUUAACCUACUUGAGUGUUUCCUUUCAAUUUUUAAACUUGUUGAUUCCAUAUAUGCUGCUUUAGUUACCUUUUCGCUGAUACCCAACAAGGCCCAAAUUUUCUGUCUUGUGUUACUUAAAUCCUCUUCUAGUUGAGCAUGGAAAUAAAGAGAGAAAACAUGGCUAAUCAGUGAAACUGUUUCCUUCUGUUUUAAAACUUGCUGUUGUAAAUUACUAAGAGGUUUAUAUUCCCCAGUAUUAAUUGCACAGGGAUUGUUGAUUGUUGUGUUGUAUGAAAGGGAAUUGUGUGGAGUUUAUAUUAUAUAUUAUAAUUUCUUGUUAUUAGGGGACCAAUAUUGCAUGUCCCUUACUCUUGUUUGCCUUGUAUGUACAGUUACAUUGUUUCCUCUCUUAGUUAGUAAAUUGACCAAGUGAUGCUGUGUUCCAGCCUUCUUUUUUGUUGUCUAAUACUAUUGGGGAGAGUACCUAGAGCUAGGAUAUUUUCUUUGUCAUUUUACCUCCUCUUCCUUCGUUUUGUGGUGCUAAUGUAAAGCUCGGAUUGACAUUUAGAGAAACCAUGUUAUAUUUGCUGAAGGAUUCUGAUUGUGACUGCUACAAGUAGAAUGUAUUUGCUGCCUGAAAUAAUCUUACCCUCAAGAAAUGGGCCUAAGGUCCGCCCCCCCCCCCUCCCCCCUUUUCUUAUUUUGCUUACAUCUCUUCAAAUUUCCUGUAUUGCGAAGAACUGAAUCUGUUUUAGUAAAAUUUGCUGUAUCUUCCUUAUUUUAGCAUGCUUAAGAAAUUUGUGCGUGCAUUGUUUUGUUUGAAAUCUGUUUUAAAAGGCCAUUGCCCAGCUGUUACUACUUCAAAUCUAUUAUCAGGGUGAGUCAAAUGUCCUGGAUCAACCAAAAUUAUAUUGCAAGAAUUGUGAUUUAGUUAUCAUUGGGAUUGUUGUAAGUUUUGAUAUUAAGAAGUCAAAGAUUGUUGUUUAUGUCUGCAUUGUUGGUGCAUUCCACAUUACACCAAAUAGUGCUCUGUUUGAAAAUCUAGAAUUAAGAAAACAGGAAUGUGAUUUCCUCUCUUGUUUAGACCCCUUUUUUUGCCAUAAUAUAGUUUCUAUUCCAUACUUAAAAUAUUUAGAAACUGGAAGUUUAUCUGUACGGAUUGAUUAUUUGGUUUAUGUACUUGCUGGCCUGCCUCAACCACAGUGAUGCCAGGCUCGCACAAACGAGAAUGAGAGUUACCUCGUGUGGCUAGAGCCAGUGCCGCAAGACGGAGCAAGUGUAGCCCGUCACGACCUGAUCGAGUCAAUGAAUUUUGUACAUAAUCACUUUAUUUACAUUAUUAUGGUUGAAGAGGUAUUAAAUUAUUUAUGUGGAA
Messenger RNA from Frankliniella occidentalis (western flower thrips), 8048 nucleotides. RefSeq names its product fibronectin type-III domain-containing protein 3A (gene mtgo). Gene Ontology annotation, molecular function: protein binding. The record is from RefSeq and is a predicted model, not a curated record. NCBI's taxonomy places the organism in Eukaryota, Metazoa, Arthropoda, Insecta, Thysanoptera, Thripidae. The transcript has 17 exons. The coding region runs from base 1181 to 5356 and encodes 1391 amino acids.